GGCUGCUGUCCACGCACCACCUCCUCCACCUUUGUUUUUUUCUCCUCCCUCUCCCCGGUCAACCCAUUUAUAAUUUCUCCAGCGCUCGCCCGUCGCUUUCAACACCCACCUUCACAUUCACGUAUUGCCCCUGCUCCACUCCCUCGUGGAUGACCGAACCCUGUCGCUCACAUGGACGAUGAUGUCCGUCUCGGACGUCUGUCCUUCUUCUUCUAGAAAAAGGUGGUUUUUUUAACGUUGGGCCGCUCCAGGCUCUCGUGGGUGUGUGUCUUUGGAGAGAGAGAGAGAGAGAGAGAAUCUCGUAGUGAAGGCUUUUUCUUUUCUUGCUUUCCUUUCGGGUUUUUGAGCUUUUUGAUCGAGCACGAGAAAGGGAGACCGAGCUGAGACCAGAGAUUUCAAGAAUUCAAAUAUCAGAUUUUUCAGAUUUCAACCGCGGGGAGCAGCCAGCUACAAAGCUCCAGUCUUGAGCCUUUCCAAUCUGAAGUAAGAAGCUUUAGAGAAAGCUGAUGAUUACUCAAAAUACCAUCAACCCAGUUCAGCUCAGUCCAUUUCCAGUCGAGUAUGGCUUUCCAACAAGCAAUUCUUGCAAUAAUCACCACAGUCUCGAUCAUCUCUCUAGCAGAAGCUCGUAAUCCCGCGAAUUGCAACCGAUCAUGUGGAACUGGAACAUCUGUCAAGCGUGUGAAUUACCCAUUUGGAUUCUCCAGCGAUUGCGAAAUUCGGCUCGGCUGCGCUGACAACUCCGAGAUCAAAGUCGGGGGCUUUCGAGUCCUGAACUUGACCACAUAUAGCAUAAUCGUCGACCUCCCAGCGAAAUGCAACCGCCGAGUCGCAUCAAUUCAGUCUCUUUUUGGCAAAAAUUAUGCACCCACUUGGACAAAUGGAUUUCUAUUCCGGAAAUGUGAAGGAGCCCAUUUGAGUGGAUGCCUCGUGCCAACAAGUUUUGUGAAAAACCGAUUCCAGAACGAGACCUGCCGAGGAGAAAACAUAACCUGUUACUCGAAAGAGAGUAAGGAGGGGGUUGAUUUGAUUGAGUAUGGCAGUUUGAAUCACACGGGUUGUGAGUUCUUGUUCUCCUCCAUUGCUGCUGUUGACCCGGAGAAGAACUCCUUCGAGUUUCAAGCUCUGGAGUUGGGAUGGUGGCUCAAUGGGUCAUGUAAUUGCACAAAAAAUGCGACUUGCGUGAGAGUUUCUCUUGUUGAUGGUGGUAAAGGGUUCAGAUGUAAGUGUGAUCAUGGUUUUGAAGGUGAUGGCUUCGUCCAUGGUGAAGGUUGCCGGAGAGCUUCAAGUUGUGGCACUUCAAACUACUUCUUCAGGCCCUGUGGAAGAAGUAGAAGAAUUGGCAUACUCAUUGGAGGGCUUACUGCUGGAGCUUCCUUAAUGGCUACUCUUGCUGUUAUCUGUUUCUUUGCCCAUCGCCGGUCCACUACUCAGCGCAACCAGAUAAGUGCGAAGCGCCUUCUCCGCGACGCAGCCGGCAACUCCAGUCUUCCCUUAUACCAGUACAAAGACAUCGAAAGAUCCACCAAUGGAUUCUCUGAGGGACAGAGGCUGGGUACUGGGGCCUACGGCACAGUCUAUGCUGGAAAUAUCCACAAUGACGAGUGGGUCGCUAUUAAGAAGAUCCGGCAUAGGGACACAGAUAGCAUUGACCAAGUCUUGAAUGAAAUCAAGCUCCUAUCGUCCGUGAGUCAUCCCAAUCUUGUCCGUCUCUUGGGUUGCUGCAUUGAGCAGGGCGAACAGAUCCUUGUUUACGAGUACAUGCCAAAUGGAACAUUGUCUCAGCAUUUACAAAGAGAGAGAGGGAAAGGACUUCCUUGGACGACAAGGCUCACCAUCGCGGCUGAAACUGCUCGUGCCAUUGCCUAUCUCCAUUCAGCUGUGAACCCACCCAUCUAUCAUAGAGACAUCAAGUCUAGCAACAUACUCUUGGAUUACCAAUAUAGAUCCAAAGUAGCAGAUUUUGGCCUUUCCAGGCUGGGAAUGACGGAGACUGGGGAUUCCCACAUCUCUACUGCCCCACAAGGGACUCCAGGGUACCUCGAUCCUCAAUAUCAUCAAAAUUUCCAUCUGUCCGACAAGAGUGACGUCUACAGUUUUGGGGUGGUCCUUGUGGAAAUCUUAACCGCACUAAAAGUGGUGGACUUCUCCCGACCCCACAGCGAGGUGAACUUGGCUGCACUGGCUGUUGAUAGGAUAGGCAGAGGUUGCGUGGAUGAUAUCAUUGACCCGUUCCUCGACCCACAACGGGAUGCAUGGACACUCUCCUCCAUCCAUAAGGUGGCCGAGCUGGCUUUUCGAUGCCUCGCAUUUCACAAGGACAUGAGGCCUUCCAUGACAGAAGUUGCUGAGGAACUCGAGCAGAUAAGGCUCAGUGGGUGGGCGCCGCUAGAAGAGCACUUAUUCGCAGCAUCCUCAGUGGCAUCCUCUUGUUCCUCACCGUUUAACGGGAGCGAGAGGUCCUUUGGUGGCAUGUCGAUGAAGAGAGAGCCCACGAGUCAACGUCUGGCUGUGACGUCGAGGGCGGCCGAUUCUCUGGGCUCAGUGGAGGAGUUGAAGGACUCUUCCCCGGUUUCAAUUCAGGAUUCUUGGCUAAGUGAGCAGAGCUCGCCUUCGACAACCAGCUUGCUAAGUAACGUGGUUCGAUGAACUCGUCUUUGACCACCAGCUUGUGGACUUGCUCUUCAAUCAGUCUGUGAAAACUAUUCCGGGUUUAGUUUACAGGUUUCUGCCGCCCACUACUGCAUUAGCUAUCUAAAGAAUGCCUUUUUUCCUUUAUGUAUCAUUAGCCAUACUGUUUCUUCCCAGUACUCACAAGAUGUAGAUUACGUUCAGAGUAAACGGGCAACCUAUGAGCUGUACUCGUUUUCGAUUUAGUCAUGUAAAUCAAAUGUCAAGUUGAAAGACGAGAUGAUGCUCUUAUGAUACGCCGAGCCACGGCUGCAAAUA
This is a messenger RNA of Eucalyptus grandis, 2949 nucleotides long. RefSeq names its product wall-associated receptor kinase-like 14. The transcript is spliced from 4 exons. Gene Ontology annotation, biological process: protein phosphorylation. The record is from RefSeq and is a predicted model, not a curated record. Lineage: Eukaryota; Viridiplantae; Streptophyta; Magnoliopsida; Myrtales; Myrtaceae. The coding region runs from base 562 to 2649 and encodes 695 amino acids. Gene Ontology annotation, molecular function: ATP binding; protein kinase activity.